AUGGGGAGGUAUAGGGAGAAAUUUUGGUUUGUUUGUAUUUUUAUAUGCACUGUGGGACUUGAACGUGUGUUUAUUUACUUUGCCCGAUUUAUCAACAGCUACAUCGAGAAGCUGGUCAAGUUCGUUGACGAACGAGCCGGGGCUUUGAUCGAAGGUACGAAGGUGCUGAAGCUCAACCAGGCUGGGCUCCACUACGUGCAAUCGCGGCUCGAGGCGUUGCAGGAGCUCGAGAGACUUCUAGCUGGAACUCCAGUUGACUAUCUACGUGCAUACGUGUCGGACCUCGGGGAUCACCGGGCGCUCGAGCUAUUUCUCCGGAUUCUGCGGCUCCUGACGACUCUUAAAGUGGUGUCUGCCUUGUCUCCGCCUGCGCGUGACCCAACGCCUCUAUCUUUGCUGCCGUUUGUGAGACUGAAGGUUCUUGAACUCAGAGGCUGCGAUUUGUCUACUUCAGCAUCCAAAGGAUUGCUUGAGUUGAGGCAUACUUUAGAGAAGAUUAUUUGUCAUAAUUCAACUGAUGCUUUGCGUCAUGUGUUUGCCAGUAGAAUUGUUGAGAUAAAGGGCUCUCCACAGUGGAACCGUUUGUCCUUUGUUUCGUGUGCAUGCAAUGGCUUGUUGCUAAUGGAUGAGUCUUUGCAACUUCUUCCUGCUGUUGAAACUCUUGAUUUAAGUCGAAACAAGUUUGCAAAGGUGGAUAAUCUUCUGAAAUGUGCCAAGUUGAAGCACUUGGAUCUUGGAUUCAAUCAUUUGCGAUCCAUCUCAUCAUUUAGUGAGGUCUCCUGUCAUGUUGUUAAACUUGUUUUGAGGAACAAUGCUCUAACUACAUUGCGUGGAAUUGAGAAUCUGAAGUCUCUUGAAGGGCUUGAUGUUUCCUACAAUAUUAUUUCCAACUUUUUAGAGUUAGAGUUCCUUGAGGGGAUCCCAUCUCUUCGAAGUUUGUCGCUUGAAGGGAAUCUGCUAUGUUGUGCCCGAUGGUACCGUGCACAUGUAUUCCGCUACUUCAGUCGUCCUGAAAAUUUGAAAUUAGAUGACAAAGAAAUCAGCACAAAAGAGUACUGGAAGAGGAUGAUCAUUGUUGCCAGCAGACAGAAGCGACCUUCCAGCUUUGGGUUCUACUAUCCUGCAAAAUAUGAUGCUGAAGGAGAGGGGUUAUCAACAAAAAGAGGGUGCAUAAAGGCGUCUCGACAAGAAAGAACACACAUUUAUUCUGAUCUAGAUUUUGUGUCAUGCGAUAAUGAAAUGCGAAGCAGAGAGGAGAACAUCAUAUCUGAGGAUGAAGCUGAAAUAGUUGAUUUGAUGAAAAGAGUAGAACAAUUGAAGAAAGAACGUUCUAUUCUUUGGUUACGGGAAUUCAAGGACUGGAUGGAUCAUCCUUCUGAGAAUUUUGCCGAUGGUGGGUUUAGUACAUCUAUGUUACAUCAUGGGAAAGACAAUUAUAAGAAAGGUGGGGAAAGUGUGAGGCAUCUUAGUGAAAGUUCUAGAUAUGUUUCAGACUCGGAUCAAGCUUCAGGAGAUGAAAGAAUUACUGGUGGAUUGUCUCUACCAGGCUUGAGGACAAUGGAUGUGAAACAGGAGCAUCAGAAAUCUUACUUGCAUGAUGAGACUUGUAAUGGAUCCAUUUUAGCUGAGAGUUCUCAUAGUAAUAUUUUUUCCCUUGAGGAAACUAAUAGAAUGGUUGAAAAUGCCAGUGUAUCACAUUUUAAUACAAUUGAUAAUAUAACAGAGUCUAAUUCUUCAUCUGCUAACCCUGGAUCACCGCCUCAUUAUAAGGACCUUUUGCAUCGUCGCCAGAAUUUGGUGGAAGAAAUUCUGCAGUUAUCAGCAGAGUCUUAUUCAGCGGCAUCAUCUGACAGUGAUACAAGCUGCAGUGAAGAUGAUUACAGUGAAGCUGGGAUACCUGCAGAGGAAUAUCUCAAUAGGAGCACCAAAGGGUAUUCUCUGGUACCACAAGAAUCAAACGGUGGCCCAGGGGUUAGUGGGUCUUAUGUUAAAGAAAUGAAAGGAAAAAUCUCUUCAAACGAGAGUGAUCUUCAGAAUGAUUUUGAUAGAAACCAGAUUAAAAAUGCAAUUCCAAUGCUGACACUUGAUGAUGGUGUGAGAUAUUCUCAUGCCGAAGUUCAUGAAACUUGUAGAUUAUAUAUGUGUUGCAGUUGUAUGGUUGGCCAACCUUUUUACAAAGAAAGAGAAGUAGCUCUGGUAUUAAGCAGUGAGGAAAAGAUGUAUGUACUACUUGUUGGCAUCACAUUUGAUGGAUCAGAGAGUACCUUGGAUUUAUUAGGUUCUCAUAGGGUUGAAGAUAUAAGAGCAGUUUUAGUUGGUCUGAGCCUUCAGGUUGUGAGGGUGAAUGUUGACAGGAGUGUAACGUACUUGUUCAUAACAAGGAGCUUCAAGAAAUCAAUUCAACUACUUUACACGUUGAAACUUUCUGAUUUAUCUGCACCGAUUAAUAAAUGUUCUUUAAGGAGGUUGAGGUUUGGAAAUUUAAAUGGCAGUUUGGAGCAGGUGUGGAGGUUUAAAAUUGAGCAUUUCCCAAUACUCGAUGGUGCUUUUUCAGAAAGGCAAUGAAGAGGAAUCAUGGCUUUCAUGAUCACUGUUUGUAAUUGGAGGACAAGUGAUCGUGUGUGUUGAAGACAUUAUUGAGUUAAGUUCGAUCCUAAAUGAUGCAUGUUCACCUCCAUAUUUCUCCCUGGAUUCAUGCUGCAACAUUGCAGAUAUAUCUGAGAUGGUUAUCGAUAACAGAGGGAGACAUUGUGUGACAUUAUCUCUUGAGUGCAGCACAUCAAAGGCCUGUUCCUCAACGAAAAUGCAAAAGAAGGAAAAUAAUGUAGCAAGGUUUCGGACGUGGAAACUGAGGUGGUUCUCGGAAAAGAGUCUAUCCCAGUUUGUGGCAUUGGUGAAGACAAUCCAUCUAGGGACUACUUCAUCUCCUUUGCAUGUAAGAUUUGAAUCAUGAGAGGUUUCAGUUUUCGGGUUUGCAUGUUUCCAUAGUAUAGUCAUUUCAUCCUUUUGAUUGGGUGCUUUCUUGUGGUAUCCUUUUCCCUUUUUUCAAAAUUAUUGGAUUUUGUUUGGUUAUGGUGUGCCGAGUACAUAACUUUGUGUCAGUAUUCUUUGAUUUGUAUUCUUUUAGAAGUUAAAUUUUAACAUGUACAGAUCGUACAGUAUAUAGAAUAGCAAAGCAAGUAAGAUGUAUGGAUGU
This is a messenger RNA of Hibiscus syriacus, 3196 nucleotides long. RefSeq lists its product as uncharacterized. Gene Ontology annotation, molecular function: protein binding. The coding region runs from base 1 to 2565 and encodes 854 amino acids. Lineage: Eukaryota; Viridiplantae; Streptophyta; Magnoliopsida; Malvales; Malvaceae. Gene Ontology annotation, cellular component: cytoplasm. The transcript is spliced from 15 exons. The record is from RefSeq and is a predicted model, not a curated record.